Molecule: messenger RNA, 363 nt
Organism: Glycine soja
Lineage: Eukaryota; Viridiplantae; Streptophyta; Magnoliopsida; Fabales; Fabaceae
Exons: 1
Coding region: 1-363 (120 amino acids)
Source: RefSeq, a predicted model, not a curated record
AUGUUGACAAAGAAGAAUUGGUACAUACACAGUGACACAAUAGUUAUGGAAGGAAAUUGUAGUGCGGUCAUUCAGUGCAUCCUUCCCCCGAACCAUAAGGAUCCUGGAAGUGUCACUAUACCGUGUUCUAUUGGUGAGGUUGCUGUGGGUAAAGCUUCCAUAGACUUGCGAGCUAGUAUCAAUUUAAUGCCUUUCUCCAUGUGUCGACAACUUGGAGAGAUAGAGAUAAUGCCCAUAUGCAUGACCCUCCAGUUAGCUGAUCGCUCCAUCACAAGACCAUAUGAAGUGAUCGAAGACGUUUUGGUUAGGGUCAAACAUUUGAUCUUGGAAGACCUUUUAUGCCUACCGCAAGCUGUGCGGUAG